CAAUUGUUGAGGCGAAGAGACAUUCUUUUCCCAGACAUCUGCCUCGCUCACACCUACCAAUCUCCUCGGAAAUGGCUGCCAUCAGACCUGCCAGCCGUCGGCUCAUCACGUCGGCGUUUCUCGAGACUCGCUCGACCAUCAUUCCGCAAAAAAGACGAUUCGCCACCACAAUCGACAACCCUCCUCCGCCGACCAGCACAUCCUCUCAACCUCGACCAGCUACCUCCUUCACAGACCGCUUGAAUGCAGGUCCCUCCUUCACAGACUUUGUCUCUCAGAAACAGGAAGAUGCGCUGCAGGAAGAGGACGCCUUCGAACUACGGACGGUGCAGGUCGGACCAGAAGGACGAAAGAGAACACACACCCGCCUCCCGGAAUGGCUAAAGACACCCAUCCCGACCAACGACAACUACAAACGCAUCAAAAAUGACCUCCGCGGCCUGAAUCUGCACACCGUGUGUGAAGAGGCGCGAUGUCCCAACAUCUCCGACUGCUGGGGUGGAAGCGACAAGUCUGCCGCCACGGCCACCAUCAUGCUCAUGGGCGACACCUGCACACGCGGAUGCCGCUUCUGCAGCGUCAAGACUGCGAAUAAACCCCCGCCUCUCGACAUCCACGAACCAGAGAACACGGCCGAGGCGCUAUCGAGGUGGGGAUUAGGGUAUGUGGUGCUCACGAGCGUUGAUCGAGACGACAUCGCGGACGGAGGCGCACGCCACUUCGCCGAGACGAUCAUGAAGAUUAAGCAGAAAGCACCGACUAUGCUUGUGGAAGCUUUGACGGGUGAUUUCGCCGGGGAUCUGGACUGCGUGAGCUUAGUCGCCAAGAGCGGCCUCGACGUGUACGCGCACAAUGUCGAGACGACGGAAGAGCUCUCACCAUCCGUGCGCGAUCGCCGAGCGAACUUCAAACAGUCGCUCGCCGUGCUGCGAGCAGCAAAGGCAGCGAACCCCAGCCUCAUCACCAAGACUUCGAUCAUGCUGGGCUUCGGCGAAACGGAAGAGCAGCUAUGGCGUACGCUGCGCGAGUUGCGCGCCGCAGACGUGGACGUCGUGACGUUUGGCCAAUACAUGCGGCCCACGAAGCGGCACAUGAAGGUGGAGGAGUAUGUCAAGCCGGCGACGUUUGAGCUGUGGAGACAGCGGGCGCUGGAUCUGGGGUUCUUGUAUUGUGCCAGCGGGCCGUUGGUGCGGAGUAGUUACAAGGCUGGGGAGGCGUUUAUCGAGAACGUGCUGAAGAAGAGGGCGCGCAAGAAUUCGCUGCUCUCUGCGGAAGCGCUUGGGGAGGACUUUUCGCGAUUGAAGAGUGCGUAGGGGAAGAUUGUGAUGCACAUAGACAUUUAAUACAAGCAGACCCGCCCCAUUACGUUCGGGUCAUU
Molecule: messenger RNA, 1378 nt
Organism: Neohortaea acidophila
Lineage: Eukaryota; Fungi; Ascomycota; Dothideomycetes; Mycosphaerellales; Teratosphaeriaceae
Exons: 1
Coding region: 72-1313 (413 amino acids)
Biological process (GO): lipoate biosynthetic process
Cellular component (GO): mitochondrion
Molecular function (GO): lipoate synthase activity; 4 iron, 4 sulfur cluster binding
Source: RefSeq, a predicted model, not a curated record